AAAAGCAUUUUUUGUAGUGAAUUAAAGUUGAAUGUCUGCUGCGUUUUCAAAACAGAUUACGAAAAAAGUAACCGGUUUUGUUUCUUGGGCCGAUAAAUAGAUUAACAGAAAGUUUAGACGUGUAAUUUGCAGUAUUGCCGUUUUGCUUCAUAGUGAAUAAAGUUUUAUCUGGAAAGCAUUUAUCAGUAAACUGCUUGAAAAUUGUUGAAAAGUGCAGUAAGAUUUGCAAACGCCACGAUACUACUUUGUAAAAAUAGUGUGCUGUUGAGCGAAGAAAGUACUGUUGAAGAGCGAUAAAGAAACGGAAUAUAUUUGCACGAACAACUGCACAAAGCAAAAGAGCCACAGCAAAAAAGUGAUCGACAUCAUUUCAUCUGUAGUUGAAGAAGUUUUGUCCCAGACGACUAACUAAGCAGACAGAACACUGGAACGUAUAUAGACAAAGCUCCUAUUGGAACAGGCAAACCGAUAAAAAUCAUUAGAAAUCCUUCGCCUGUAGGGAGCAGAAGUCAGUAGUUGCCAUACAAAACAAAAUAUAUUCAUCGCCUAAUUUCGCAAGUGACAGUGCCUGACGGUAGCGGAAAUAUGAAUGGCUCAAGUUACGAAAUCAAUACGAAUGGAGAUAUUCUAUCACAGAAUCAGCAGAAGGGCUGGUGGACCAUUGGGCUUAUAAAUGGGCUGUAUAAAUAUAUGACAGCCGAGACCUUUGGCUACAAGCUGAAUGCCAAUGGAGCUAGUCUAAAGAAAAAACAACUCUGGACACUAGAACCUUCCAACACCGGAGAAAGUAUUAUUUAUUUAAAAUCACAUCUCGGCAGAUACUUGUCAGUGGAUUCAUUUGGCAAUGUAUUGUGCGAGUCGGAGGAACGUGAUGCAGGAAGUCGCUUCCAGAUAAGCAUCGCCGACGAUAACUCAGGACGGUGGGCGCUGAAAAAUGAACAGCGUGGUUAUUUCCUUGGUGGAACACCCGAGAAACUUACAUGCACAGCUAAAGCUCCAGGCAAAGGCGAAUUUUGGAGUGUACAUCUUGCCGCCAGGCCACAGGUGAAUCUACGCUCUGUUGGACGUAAACGUUUCGCUCAUUUGUCCGAGUCACAAGAUGAGAUUCACGUUGAUGCCAAUAUACCGUGGGGUGAAGAUACGCUUUUUACUUUGGAGUUUCGUGCUGAUGAGGAGGGUCGAUACGCAUUACAUACUUGUAACAAUAAAUACCUCAACUCCACCGGUAAGCUAGAAACCAAAUGUACCGACGAUUGUCUGUUCAGUGCUGAGUAUCAUAGUGGUCAUUUGGCGUUGCGUGAUCGUCAUGGACUAUAUUUGUCACCAAUUGGCUCAAAAGCUGUUUUGAAGUCACGAUCACAAACAGUUACUCGAGACGAAUUGUUUUCUUUAGAAGAUUCUUUGCCCCAAGCAUCGUUCAUUGCUGCACUGAACAAUAAGUAUGUUUCAGUGAAGCAAGGUGUUGACGUAACUGCUAAUCAGGACGAAAUUGGAGACAACGAAACAUUCCAACUAGAGUAUGACUGGUCUGCUCAUCGUUGGGCUUUGCGGACUACACAGGACCGCUAUUGGUGCCUCUCAACGGGAGGUGGCAUUCAGGCUACUGGAAAUCGUCGCUCUGCGGAUGCGUUGUUCGAGCUGGAAUGGCAUGGCGACGGAUCAGUGUCUUUCCGUGCUAACAAUGGAAAAUUGCUCUCAACUAAACGUUCCGGACAUCUUUUUGCUACAGCUGACGUUUUUGAGGAUACUACCAAGUUCUACUUCUACCUUAUUAACCGUCCGAUUUUGGUACUAAAAUGCGAGCAGGGUUUCGUGGGCUACCGUGCACCGGGUAGCAAUAAAUUGGAAUGCAAUAAGGCUGUCUAUGAAACAAUUUUGGUCGAACGGGCUCAAAAAGGUGUUGUCUACUUCAAGGGUCAAAAUGGAAAAUACUGGAGGAUCGAUGGUGAAGGAAUAGCAGCAGAUUCAGAUACACCGAUUGAUGGAUUUUAUAUUGAACUACGGGAACCCACACGCAUUUGCCUACGAUCGAAUGACGGUCGGUACCUUGGAGCAACUAAGAAUGGUACUUUCAAGCUGGUGGACACUGGCUACGAAACUGCAACUCAGUGGGAAUACUAAACAAUUUGGUCCAAUGCGUUGCAUCUUAUCCGUUCGAGUAUACUCGCACUCGAAAUUUUAGCAUGUUAGGUUACUCUUCUUCACUAUUAAAAAAAGCGUCAGAACAGCUUCCUUGAAGGAAGAAAAAACUGCAAGUCAAUCACUGCACAAAGCAAUCAAUUUCUUUCAUUCUUUCGCUAAAAACAAAAUUUUAUUUGUAAAUUAAUUUUAUAGUCCUGAUUACAGAUAUUAUAUUAAAAACUCUAAUAGAACACAUGUGAAACAAAAAAUUAAGCGCAUUCUGUAACGUUAAGACUUCAUUUUGAGUGAACUUUGUCAUUCAAAAUAAUCCUAAUACGAUACAUGCGUACAUUUAUUGCAAUAUACAUCAACAACAUACAUCAAAAGCUAAACUAGUUAUAGUACUUAGUGAUCAAUACAUGAUAAACGCAACUAUCGUAACAUUAAAUAUGACUAGUAAACGAUUAUUUAAACAUACACUUUUCCUACGCUGUCUUGUCCUUUUUGGUAUGAAUGAAAAAAAUAUUAACGUUGUUUUGAGACUGUAUUCGCCACCAACAAAUUUGACGUUGACGGAUAGCACGAUCAAAGCGCAUGAAAUACACUAAAAGUGCAGAAAAUAAAAUGCUUUUUAGACAUGAAAUACAUUGGAAAUGCCCAGACUACCAGCAAGUUGAUACACCGCUUUUAAUUUAUCAUUUCCACAGCAAAGAGUCGAUCGUGUUGAAUAGAACCAAAUACUGCCAAAAUAUGACUUAUGAACAA
This is a messenger RNA of Sabethes cyaneus, 2886 nucleotides long. RefSeq names its product protein singed (gene singed). The record is from RefSeq and is a predicted model, not a curated record. Gene Ontology annotation, biological process: cell migration; establishment or maintenance of cell polarity; actin filament bundle assembly. Bases 586 to 2121 code for a protein of 511 amino acids. Gene Ontology annotation, cellular component: cytoplasm; actin cytoskeleton. NCBI's taxonomy places the organism in Eukaryota, Metazoa, Arthropoda, Insecta, Diptera, Culicidae. Gene Ontology annotation, molecular function: protein-macromolecule adaptor activity; actin filament binding. The transcript is spliced from 7 exons.